AGAAACCUGCAUUAUAAGCAAGCAAAGCGCAGACUUGCAUAAGCAAACCCCAGCCGUCGCAGACUUGCAUAAGCAAGCAAAGCGCAGGCCUCGCUCGGCCUCUCGCCAGUUCUUCCUCUCUUCUUCCCGCGACGUACGUCACACUGCAGCCUGCUUGCUACUCUUGAUUUAUCAUCCCUCUUGGUGCCGAGCAGGCAGACGUAGCUGCUGCAUCUCCUAGCUGCCUGCCUCCGUUGAUUAUCCGAUCGACCUGUUCGACAACAACAAGUGAGGACGAACCAGUUGCAAAGACUUUGCAAGAAGCAACUGCUGCUUCUCAUUUCCCACCAACAAUGCUGUGCCUGUGCGUACGUAGGCGAUCCAGGUGGGGCCCGGCCGGCAAUCAGGUGAAAAGUUGAGCUGUGUUGUCAAGACAGACUGACAGAGACAUCAGUUUCUCGCUCGCAUCACAUGCGUGCAUUCUACGCGGGCAAGAAGGGCGAUGAGAGCAGUCCGUCAGCUGAUGUAUUAGCAACCACAAGAGAGAGAGGGAAGAGAAGAGAACAAUGAGUAUUUAUUAUCCAGCAAAGAGUCCAAAGGGCCCAGUAGCAGCGUUCCCUCUACGGUCUGCUCUCGUCUUCUUCGUCACAUCGUUCGGCUUCUACGUCUGCUACUUCUCCUCACGUCAGAUAAUAGCCCUGGAAACCGAAGCAGAAACGACGGCCAGCGGAGGCGGAGCAGAACCCACAGAGACCCGUUGCACAAAUAGGCCCGCGAUCAUUCCACAUGGGCCACAGACGCGGUACGUGCACUUCCCGAGGCCCGCCACCUACGACAGGGGCGAAUGCGUUUGUAACCCGGUGCGCUUCUUCGUGAUCGUGUCGACGCAGAGGUCGGGGAGCGGGUGGGUGGAGGCCUUGCUCAACAGCCACCCCAACGUCAGCUCCAACGGCGAGGUGUUCUCCAUGAGGGAGAGGAGACAGAACCUCUCCUCUGUUCUGGGGACUCUUGACAGGCUGUACGGCAUGGACUGGCUCACCAGCGCGGCCAAGAACGAGUGCACGGCGGCGUUCGGGUUCAAGUGGAUGCUCAACCAGGGACUGAUGGAAAACCAUCGCGACAUCGUGAACUAUUUGAACAGGAAGGGUGCGAUGGUGGUGUUCCUCUUCAGGAGGAACACGCUGCGGAGGCUCAUCUCUGUGGUGGCCAACAACUACGACAGGAGAGCGAGGCAGCUCAACGGCGUCCACAAAUCACACGUUCAUUCCAAAGAGGAGGCUGAGGUCCUCGCAAGGUUCAGGCCGGAGCUGGACGCGCCGGCUCUGAUUCCGAGCAUCAGAACCGCCCAGCGCGCCGUGAGAGCCUGCCUGCGCCGCUUCGGCAGCACGCGCCACAUGGUCCUCUACUACGAGGACGUGGUCCGGGACAGCAGGAAGGCGUUGUCCCGGGUGCAGGAGUUCCUCGGGGUUCCGGCGAGGGAGCUGUCCAGCAAGCAUGUCAAGAUCCACACCAGGCCCCUCCCGGACCUCGUCGGCAACUGGGAGGAGGUGAGGCGGACGCUGCGCGGGACAGAGUACAGCCGAUUCCUAGAUGAUGAUGCAGAGUAGGUCAAGUGUCGAGUUUCUAUGGAGGUAAUACAAGACAAACAGUCAAGCGGAGAGAUGGAGAAAGCGAUGGGAGUUUUAUCUCCGCCUUUUAGAUUCCUGUGUAGGUAUACUGGUUUAAACUCAUCAUUGCUGCUUGGGUAGUGGGGUGCCGCGUGGGAUAGCAAAAGGUAAUGUAUUGGUUCAAGUGCAUUACAUAAACCAAAGUCUUGAAACAAACGUCUCUCGGCCUUUCAUA
This is a messenger RNA of Zea mays, 1821 nucleotides long. Its product is annotated as P-loop containing nucleoside triphosphate hydrolase superfamily protein. The transcript has 7 exons. The record is from RefSeq and is a predicted model, not a curated record. Bases 546 to 1586 code for a protein of 346 amino acids. NCBI's taxonomy places the organism in Eukaryota, Viridiplantae, Streptophyta, Magnoliopsida, Poales, Poaceae.